Molecule: messenger RNA, 643 nt
Organism: Oryza brachyantha (malo sina)
Lineage: Eukaryota; Viridiplantae; Streptophyta; Magnoliopsida; Poales; Poaceae
Exons: 2
Coding region: 46-465 (139 amino acids)
Source: RefSeq, a predicted model, not a curated record
UCCACAUAAAUAAUAGCUUCUUGUUGGUGAUAAGUCCAUCUGAAGAUGAAGAAAGGUUCUCUUGCUCUCUUCUUCCUCCUACUCACCAUUGCCUCCCAGGGAAUAUGGUGUGCUGCUGACAGAAGCCACAGGAUUAAUGGAGCUCAUCUGAGACCUCAUCUCCAGGCUGAAGAAUUACACGUCGCUGAAGGCAAGAAGCCCCUGGAGAUUCAGGUUCCCAGGAAACUUGGCCAAGCAGACGAACACAGACGGUACCAUGAGGCGAAGGUUCCCAAGAGAAUGGCCAUAGCUCACAAGGGUGGCAGCACGGGCGGCGGCACAACCGGUGGCGCCAGCAAUGUCAAUGGCGGACCGGCGUCACACGCUGGGAGGAAAAGCGCGGCGUCGCUGCCGGUUCCGGCGACGGCGUCCAUCCUGGCACUGGCCUUCACCUGCGCCAUUGUUCUAUCAGCUUUCAGCUUCUGAAGACUGAAGCUGUGUGUGUAGGUGAUGUUCUUGCAAGAAAGGUAUUAGUAUCACAGUAUGUCGUGUUAGUGGUGUCGUAUUCUCUGAAUUUGUGUAUCCAGCUUGUCAGAAGUGCACUGAAAUUGUUUCUUGGAUAAUUCGCAGCUUCUAUCUUAUACUCUUGAUUUAUCAUGUGCCA